CAGCACCAUAACCCAGACGACUAAUUUUAGUUUGUCAACAAAAUGAAAAGUUCUCAAGUGAAGCUUCUCAAAAGUGAUCACACAGACUAACAAUGGUGAAAGCAGUGGUGGGAGAAGAAACUCGUCUUCAAUUAGCCGAAGAUCGUCUUGCUCAAUCUGCAAUUCCUGCUCAGGUAGGGUUAGUGAUAGGCAAGCUUAAUCGGAAAUUAGAUCGAGGUUUUAUCUUUGAUUUAGUUCCAACACCUCCUAAUGAUGCUGGAGAUCCUCCUUGUUCCAUCAUUGAACCUUUUAAAGCCGAUAAGAAGAAGAAUUCCAAGCCUAAAUCUUCACCUGACUCUUCUUCUCUCUUUGUCGAUAAAGAUUGGAUCGCCGAACACGCUCGGCAGGUUUCUCGGUUGCUGGUUGGUGGUGUCAAGGUAAUUGGUAUCUAUGUCUGGGUUGCUGAAAUUGUCUUCAAGAAUUCAACACUAGUACUUUGCCAGACUGUCAAGGGAGUAGCAGAUGCAGCUUUUUCAUUGGAAAAUGAUUUUCAAGAGAUGUUGCUUCUUCACAUAUCUUAUAGCCCUAGAAGAUGGACAUGUCGAAAUUGCUCCGUGUCUUCAAAUAUAACAUCAAGUAGUCUACGACCUUGUGAUUUUAAAAUGGGAAGGACUCUAAAUUCCCUCCAAACUUUUAGGUGCAGCUACAAAUUCAAUAUGAGAAUUCCAAUUUGUGGUGAAAAUCUGUCAAAUGCCAAAAUGUUGAAAGAUGUCUUGCAUGAUGGAAUAUCGUUGCAUGCCAAGGAGUUGAAAGGCGCGAAAGCAAUUAUUGAUGGAAAUUUGGUUGAUGUAACCGCGGAAGAGCCGUGCACUUCUGAUGAUGUACAUGAUGUCGAACUGCUUUUGCCUCUUAAUCUAUCAGCGGAAGCCAGCAACCAGAAAGACAUUGUUGGGAUUCUCAUCUACUCUGGUACAGUGUGUUCUUAUUCAUAUCUUAACUCAAAAGAACCCAUUUCACAAGCUGUGGCUGAUAUAAAGGAAGAUAUUAUCAUGAGCCUGAGAAGUAGAUUGGAAAUUAUCUCUGACGAGGCUGAUAGGGAAACUGUUGCAGCUUUUGAAGAUGGUUCUGGAACAAACAUAGAGAGUUUUAGUAAAGGAUCUGUCUAUGAUAUUAUCCAACAGCCUUUGAGAAAGCAAUGCAUACUGCCAUUUCCUCGGAGAGUAUUCAUACCUUGGCUGGCAGGCACUUUCAUCUGUGACUAUCUUUUACCGACUGAAGAUUUUGAGGCCCUUAAAGAUCACUUUGUCGAGUUGCUGUCAAUGGAAGCCCCAGAAGAUCUCUCAACGCUCUUGCAACCAGAAAAGGAACUUCCAAGCUUAACUGCCAAAUCAUUCUGGGAUGUGGUAGCCCCUUCACAUCGAGCAUCUGAUACUGCUUAUACUGAUAGUAAGAGCCAGGAUGAUGUUGUGAAGGGUGAAUCCAAAAGGUUAACCACCAGUAAUUUUAACAUCAUCUUUGCUGGUUUCAUUCUGCUCAUUGCAAUUAUAUCAGGAUUGCUAUUUCAUGCAAGGAAUUCUAAUUGAAGAUGCAAGCUGACAACAGAGAAGUAUCUUUACUGUAGAAAAUUGUUGGUAUGUUCUAUAUAGUUUUUUGACCUCCCAUCCUCUUUUCUCUCUUUUCUUUUUUUUGUUGGGGUUGUUGAUCACCAACAAAUCUUUCAAUAUAGUAAUACCAUCAACUUAGCAACUUAAAGCAGAUAAGCAGAACAAUAGGUUAUUAUUUUCUGAUGGUUGUCGUUUAUGAUAUUUAUGGCUUUGUAAUUAUUCUUUGAGGCAAAUUACACUUAUCAGGCUAUCAUUUCAUGACUA
Messenger RNA from Beta vulgaris subsp. vulgaris (sugar beet), 1847 nucleotides. RefSeq lists its product as uncharacterized. NCBI's taxonomy places the organism in Eukaryota, Viridiplantae, Streptophyta, Magnoliopsida, Caryophyllales, Amaranthaceae. The record is from RefSeq and is a predicted model, not a curated record. The transcript has 11 exons. Gene Ontology annotation, cellular component: endomembrane system. Bases 93 to 1562 code for a protein of 489 amino acids. Gene Ontology annotation, biological process: intracellular protein localization.